Molecule: messenger RNA, 339 nt
Organism: Phytophthora nicotianae INRA-310
Lineage: Eukaryota; Oomycota; Peronosporomycetes; Peronosporales; Peronosporaceae
Exons: 3
Coding region: 1-339 (112 amino acids)
Source: RefSeq, a predicted model, not a curated record
AUGGUGACCAAACCCAAUCGUUGCAUAACGAAUCUACCAGUGGUCGCUAUACAGACACUAGUGCCGGAGCAAGCUACACGAGCGCUAACGCAUCUACGUCAACAAGAACUGCCAAGUCCUAUUCAAGUAAGCUUACAAGGAGGGAAGUUUCUGACGUCAAGAGGAAAAAGGGCUCUCGAAGGAUUUACUGCGUACGCGUGCCAAGCCACGACUAUAAAGGAAGUCUCACUCGCUCAGAAAGUAAUCAAGCUCUCCUUCGAGGGAACACCGCCAGUCAGCGUCUUCGAGAUCGACAAUCUCCCAGUUAUACUGCAAAAUAUCGAAGACAAAGCUGGUUGA